AUGGCCGGCGCCGUGGACUCCCCAUGGCCUCGCUCCUUCCGUCUGAAGCCAAAGCCCAAUGGCUCGCGGGUGCUGUUCAGCCACGAUUGUUUCCAGGGUCCACAAGAUCUAUCCCCUGAGGUUCUUUGCAGCGACAACUUGACCAAAUCCGAACAAUUGGCGCGCGACUUCCUCGAUGAGGCUGUCGUUGGCUUUGACAUGGAAUGGGUUUGGCCAGAGACAGAAGUUCUCAAGGGAAGAGUUGCGCUCAUCCAGGUUGCGAGCGAGAGCAAAAUAGCCUUGUUUCACAUCGGACGUCAUGACGGAGAUGCAGCCGAUCAGCUCAUUGCGCCGUCGUUGCGCACGCUCAUCGAGAGCCCCACUGUACUGAAGACUGGCCAAUCUAUCAUGGGAGAUUUCUACCGACUCAACAAGCCAAACUUUAAUUCUUCCUAUUAUCCAGGAGGUCUCAGAGGUCUGGUCGAGAAGUACUUCCCGGGAUACACGUUGAAGAAAACUGAGCACAUGCACAAAGAUUGGCUGGCGCCGCUUGAAACAAACCAAGAGCUUAUACAGUACGCCGUUGCAGAUGCAUAUGCAGGACUUAUGAUCUACCAUCGGCUGAAUGCGUUACGACUGAACAUGCAGCCUUGUCCGCCCCUACCAGCACGGGUAGAAGAAACUAGGGCUUACAAAGAAUACACUUCGGGUGUUUUUCCUGAGCCAAAGCCAAUUUACUUGCAGUCCAUCCACCCGCAUGGCGAAGUCGACAAGCUAGUUGCGUUGUACGAUCGGCUGGUAGAGCUUCGUCAGAAGAUAGCGAAUGAGGAGGAGAUACAACCUGGCGAGCUCACUACUGACUGUACACUUCGACAUAUCGCCUCAACCCGGAUUGCGACAACGGACGAGUGCAUAAAGCUACGCAGGAUCUUUCCACAGCUGCGCAAAGUCUUAGCCAGAGAGUAUGCUAAAGUGGUAAAUGCUUUCCAAGAGGAGAUCCAAAGUGCAGCGGCAAACCAGCAACCUGAACAUGGAUCUCCAAAGAUUGGUGAAGAUGCCAAAGGCACCGUCUCAGAACCUCCCCAAAUGCCAGCGGAAGAGACCGGCCAGGCACAUACUGGACUUUCAUUCUCCAUGGCAGAAACUGGGAUCGCUACGGACGAGCAUACCGGCGGCGAUACCGAGCCUGAGAGCGAUGCCGAAGAAACGAAUGAAAUCCCAGCAAUCCAUCCCUCAGCUAGUUUUAAACAGAAUCAAGACACGGACAAGCACAACGAUGAUGCACCGUUGAAACGAAAGCGUUCAACAAGCCCACAAAUCGGUCGGCAACCUCCCGCGAAGAGCUCCUAG
Alternaria arbusti is the source of this 1329-nucleotide messenger RNA. RefSeq lists its product as uncharacterized. The record is from RefSeq and is a predicted model, not a curated record. Gene Ontology annotation, biological process: nucleobase-containing compound metabolic process. Gene Ontology annotation, molecular function: nucleic acid binding; nucleotide binding; 3'-5' exonuclease activity. Lineage: Eukaryota; Fungi; Ascomycota; Dothideomycetes; Pleosporales; Pleosporaceae. The transcript is spliced from 3 exons. Bases 1 to 1329 code for a protein of 442 amino acids.